This is a messenger RNA of Spea bombifrons (plains spadefoot toad), 3568 nucleotides long. RefSeq names its product ATPase sarcoplasmic/endoplasmic reticulum Ca2+ transporting 1 (gene ATP2A1). NCBI's taxonomy places the organism in Eukaryota, Metazoa, Chordata, Amphibia, Anura, Pelobatidae. Gene Ontology annotation, biological process: calcium ion transmembrane transport; intracellular calcium ion homeostasis. The coding region runs from base 68 to 3067 and encodes 999 amino acids. The transcript is spliced from 21 exons. The record is from RefSeq and is a predicted model, not a curated record. Gene Ontology annotation, molecular function: P-type calcium transporter activity; ATP hydrolysis activity; ATP binding. Gene Ontology annotation, cellular component: membrane.
AAAGGAGACCUUUCUUCAUUUUUACGGACGAGGCGAGCCCACCGCGGCGAGGGGCUAAGAAGCAAAGAUGGAGAACGCUCACAUGAAAAGCACCGAGGAAUGUCUGGCCUAUUUUGGCGUCAACGAGAACACGGGUCUGUCUCCCGACCAGGUCAAGAAGAACUUCGACAAGUUUGGACCCAACGAGCUCCCUGCUGAGGAAGGAAAGUCCAUUUGGGAGCUGGUUGCAGAACAGUUUGAGGAUCUGUUAGUCCGAAUUCUGCUGCUGGCUGCAUGUAUAUCAUUCGUCCUGGCCUGGUUCGAGGAAGGCGAAGAGACCAUCACCGCUUUUGUGGAGCCCUUUGUCAUCCUCCUUAUCCUCAUCGCUAAUGCCGUUGUCGGUGUGUGGCAGGAAAGGAACGCAGAAGACGCCAUUGAGGCUCUGAAGGAAUACGAGCCCGAAAUGGGUAAAGUUUACCGCAGCGACAGAAAAUCUGUGCAAAGAAUCAAGGCCAGAGAAAUCGUCCCCGGAGACAUUGUGGAGGUGGCAGUCGGUGACAAAGUCCCAGCUGACAUCAGACUUAUCAGCAUCAAAUCCACCACCCUGCGUAUCGACCAGUCCAUCCUCACAGGAGAGUCCGUGUCUGUCAUUAAACACACAGAAGUGGUACCCGACCCCAGAGCUGUCAACCAGGACAAGAAAAACAUGCUGUUCUCCGGUACCAAUGUAGGAGCUGGUAAGGCCAUUGGCAUUGUCAUCGCCACUGGAGCCAACACUGAGAUUGGUAAAAUCCGUGAUGAGAUGGCAGCCACCGAGCAGGAGAAGACCCCUCUGCAGCAGAAGCUGGAUGAGUUUGGAGAGCAGUUGUCCAAAGUCAUCACCCUCAUCUGCAUCGCUGUCUGGAUGAUUAACAUUGGACACUUUAACGACCCCAUCCAUGGCGGCUCCUGGCUCAAAGGCGCUAUUUACUACUUCAAAAUCGCCGUUGCCCUGGCCGUAGCUGCUAUUCCAGAAGGUCUGCCCGCUGUAAUUACCACUUGCCUGGCCUUGGGUACAAGACGUAUGGCCAAGAAGAACGCCAUUGUGAGGAGCCUGCCCUCUGUGGAGACUCUGGGCUGCACAUCCGUCAUCUGCUCUGACAAGACCGGAACCCUGACCACCAACCAGAUGUCCGUCUGCAGGAUGUUCGUGAUGGACAAAGUUGAAGGAGAUUCCUGCACCCUGAACGAUUUCGCUAUCACAGGAUCCACCUACGCCCCCGAAGGAGAAGUUCUGAAGAACGAUAAGCCUACCAAGGCCGGCCAGUACGAUGGCCUGGUGGAACUGGCCACAAUCUGUGCUCUUUGUAAUGACUCUUCCCUCGACUUUAAUGAGUCCAAGGGUGUAUUUGAGAAGGUCGGUGAAGCCACCGAGACUGCGCUGACAACUCUUGUUGAGAAGAUGAACGUAUUUAACACAGACGUGAGGAGCCUGUCCAAAGUUGAGCGCGCCAAUGCCUGCAACUCUGUUAUUAGGCAGCUGAUGAAGAAAGAAUUCACCCUGGAGUUCUCCCGCGACAGAAAGUCCAUGUCUGUGUACUGCACCCCAGCCAAGGCUUCCCGCGCUGCAGUUGGAAACAAGAUGUUUGUGAAGGGUGCCCCCGAGGGUGUGAUUGACCGUUGCAACUACGUCCGCGUUGGAACAACCCGUGUCCCCCUGACUGCUCCCAUCAAGGAGAAGAUCCUGUCCGUAAUCAAGGAAUGGGGUACAGGCAGAGACACCCUGCGUUGUCUGGCUCUGGCCACCAGGGACACCCCACCAAAGAGAGAAGACAUGGUGCUUGAAGACGCCACCAAGUUUGUUGACUAUGAGACCGACCUGACCUUUGUUGGAUGCGUGGGUAUGUUGGAUCCCCCUCGUAAGGAAGUUGUAGGCUCCAUCAAGCUCUGCCGUGAAGCCGGUAUCCGUGUCAUCAUGAUCACUGGGGACAACAAGGGAACAGCUAUCGCCAUCUGCCGUCGUAUUGGCAUCUUUGGUGAGGACGACGAGGUCACAGGACGUGCCUACACCGGCCGUGAGUUUGACGACUUGCCCCCCGCCGAACAGAGAGAGGCCUGCAAACGUGCUUCCUGCUUCGCCAGAGUGGAGCCGUCACACAAGUCCAAGAUCGUUGAGUUCCUGCAGUCCUUCGAUGAGAUCACAGCUAUGACUGGUGAUGGUGUAAAUGAUGCCCCAGCCCUGAAAAAGGCUGAGAUCGGUAUUGCUAUGGGUUCUGGAACAGCUGUGGCCAAGACAGCUUCCGAGAUGGUGUUGGCUGAUGAUAACUUCUCCACCAUUGUGGCUGCAGUAGAAGAGGGUCGUGCCAUUUACAACAACAUGAAGCAAUUUAUCCGCUACCUCAUCUCCUCCAAUGUAGGAGAGGUCGUCUGUAUUUUCUUGACUGCUGCUCUGGGUCUGCCUGAGGCUUUGAUCCCCGUACAACUUCUCUGGGUGAACUUGGUCACAGACGGUCUGCCAGCCACAGCCCUGGGCUUCAACCCCCCUGAUCUGGACAUCAUGGACAGGCCACCCCGUAGCCCCAAGGAGCCCCUCAUCAGCGGAUGGCUGUUCUUCCGCUACAUGGCCAUUGGAGGUUAUGUAGGUGCUGCCACCGUCGGAGCUGCUGCCUGGUGGUUCUUGUACGCUGAAGAUGGCCCUGGAGUUACUUUCUACCAGCUGAGCCACUUCAUGCAGUGCACAGAAGACAACUCAGAGUUUGAGGGCCUGGAGUGUGAAAUCUUUGAGUCUCCAGUUCCCAUGACCAUGGCGCUGUCUGUGCUCGUCACCAUCGAGAUGUGCAACGCUCUUAACAGUUUAUCAGAGAACCAGUCUCUGAUCAGGAUGCCCCCAUGGGUGAACAUUUGGCUGCUGGGCUCCAUCUGCCUCUCUAUGUCCCUCCACUUCCUUAUCCUCUACGUUGAACCUCUACCCAUGAUCUUCAAAUUGACCCCCUUGAACUUCACCCAGUGGUUUAUUGUCCUCAAGAUGUCCUUCCCCGUAAUCCUGUUGGAUGAGCUCUUGAAAUUUGUUGCCCGUAACUACCUGGAAGAAAAAGAAAAAAUACAUUAAAAGGAAUUCAGCGUUUGUCUGAAAUAAAAUCAGAUCUCAGCCCAAAUCUCCGUUCAAACUUUUCUGUUUCACAUUUUUUUCUCCCCGAAAAUCUUCCUUCUUUACCAAACAUCACUGCCAACCUUAUACCCUUUCGUGCCCCAAACCUGCCGAGUUUGAGGAUACCCAGGAUACGAGGGUUAUGGAUUUUUUGGGCUGUCUUUCUGGUUUACAUGUGCCUUUUAAAUCGUGCUUCCAUUGUGACCCCCCUUUUUAUAGCGCUCCCCUCUGUAUAACGCCAUGAAUUAUUCAAACCAUUAACGUAAAGAAGCUUUCACCCAGGUGAAGGACCCAAAAUCAUUUUCCUCGCCCCCGCCGGUGUUUUGUACACGCGGCGUCCUGUUCUAAUGCCCCAGCCCCCCGAGGGAGAUACAGCUUGUAGCAGAAAAAUGGAAGCCAGUUAUAACCAAAUGGAAACUGUUCUAGCUAUUUAUUAAAAUUAAACAAUAAGUUAAAAUCUCA